Molecule: messenger RNA, 330 nt
Organism: Fusarium sp. VM40
Lineage: Eukaryota; Fungi; Ascomycota; Sordariomycetes; Hypocreales; Nectriaceae
Source: the annotation of a GenBank genome assembly
AUGAAGUUCAAUCUCGUAUCUCUCUGCAUCCUGGCAUGUUCUUUGCCUGCCACCAUUGCUCAGCGGACAGAAGAGAACGCCGUUACAAUCAAAACUUUCCCUAACCAGAUUGGUUGUGGAUGGGGAGUCAGUGGGCACACAGAUUCCUUUCCAGAUGGAGAAUGCUUUCAUCUGCCGAGAGACUACAUGGACGUCAAGAAAAUCACGGAGACCUGCCGCGUCUUCAUUUACACGCGCAAUGACUGCACAAAAUAUGAGCAACAAGUCCACCAAGGCGAAGACUGUAUCGACAUUCGCGACUACAAAUCCAUCAAGGCAUUCUGUCACUGA